UGAAACAGCCCCGAAAGCUCGCGGCGCAAGAGGCUGCACCGAAAGCUGAAGCAGGAGCGCGGCGGCUCCGUGCUGCAGCCCCGGCCAGUUCCUCUCCAAGCCCCUCGGUGGAGCCAUGGAGGAGUGGGACCUCCCGCAGUGGAAGAAGGAGGUGGAAAGCCUCAAGUACCAGCUGGCGUACAAGCGGGAGCUGUCGUCCAAGACCAUCCCGGAGUUCGUUAAGUGGAUAGAAGAGGGCAUCCCCGAGGACCCAUUCCUGAACCCGGAGCUGAUGAAAAACAACCCGUGGGUGGAGAAGGGAAAAUGCACCCUGCUCUGAUGGGCCGCAGCGACCUCGCCAGCCGGCCGCAGACCGGCUCCCGCGGACGCGGGCGCUCGCGUUAACGCCGACUGUACAUCUUUUAUUAGAGAGUGUCCUAAUAUGACCAACGGAACAAAAACCCUACUUUCAUCUUGUCUUAUUAUUAGUAGAAGUGUUUCUUUUUUAUAUAUUGGGUAAAGAAAGCACACGCAGGAUGGGCAAAAUUGGUUAAGAGCUGCACUGUUUCAGGGAAACACGGGUUUGCACUGUACAUGGGAACGAGAAGCAACUCCAAACAGGCAAAGGUUUCCAAUUACAAACUUCCACCUGCCCCUGCCAGCACUUCUGUAAACAUGGCAGCUUUCUUGAACUUGUGAAGAAAACUUGUUUAUAAACAUUUUCAGUAAUUACAUCUUCUUUUGUAUAUUGUAG
Molecule: messenger RNA, 733 nt
Organism: Rhea pennata
Lineage: Eukaryota; Metazoa; Chordata; Aves; Rheiformes; Rheidae
Gene: GNG13
Product: G protein subunit gamma 13
Exons: 3
Coding region: 116-319 (67 amino acids)
Biological process (GO): phospholipase C-activating G protein-coupled receptor signaling pathway; sensory perception of taste
Cellular component (GO): heterotrimeric G-protein complex
Molecular function (GO): G-protein beta-subunit binding
Source: RefSeq, a predicted model, not a curated record